This is a messenger RNA of Hansenula anomala, 1413 nucleotides long. RefSeq lists its product as uncharacterized. Gene Ontology annotation, biological process: regulation of DNA-templated transcription. The record is from RefSeq and is a predicted model, not a curated record. NCBI's taxonomy places the organism in Eukaryota, Fungi, Ascomycota, Saccharomycetes, Phaffomycetales, Wickerhamomycetaceae. The annotation marks the transcript as partial. Gene Ontology annotation, molecular function: histone acetyltransferase activity. The transcript has a single exon.
AUGGAUGAUUUUAAUGUUAGUGAUGAAGAUCAAGAUAUUGAAGACUUUGAAUCAGAAGAUGAACUACCUUACAGAGGUGCUUUGAGUAAAAGCGAAGCUUCAAACUCUAAAAGUUUACCUACAAGAAAAGAUAGAUUAUUGUUCAAGCGAUUAUUGAAGAAAUCAGAACCAGAAAGAAUAAGAAAUAAUAGUUUAAUUAUAAACCAAGAUUUUAUCAAAGACGAUCAGCAAUCUAAUUUACUCAAUAACAAUUACUCACAAGGUUCCAAAAUAAAGUAUAUUCAUUUCAGAGAUAAUGAGAUAAAGACUUGGUACACUGCACCGUAUCCAGAAGAGUAUAGUCGGAAUAAUGUGUUGUACAUUUGUGAACAUUGUUUGAAAUAUAUGAGCUCAAAAUACAUUUUGCAUAGGCACAAGUUGAAAUGUGAUGUUUUCCAUCCCCCAGGAAAUGAGAUAUAUAGAUCUGGUGAAAAUUCAAUAUUCGAAAUAGAUGGUCGGAAGAAUGUUAUUUAUUGUCAAAAUUUAUGUUUAUUGGCCAAAUUGUUCUUGAAUUCUAAAACAUUAUAUUAUGAUGUUGAACCAUUCAUGUUUUAUGUUUUAACUGAGCUUGAUCCAAUCACAAACCAUCAUCAUUUUGUCGGUUAUUUCUCCAAAGAAAAAUUGAAUUCAACUAAUUAUAAUUUGAGUUGUAUUUUAACAUUGCCAAUCUAUCAAAGAAAAGGUUAUGGAAGUUUACUAAUGGACUUUUCUUAUUUGUUAUCCAAAAGAGAAUUCAAAUCUGGUACUCCAGAAAAACCAUUGUCCGACUUAGGUUUAUUAAGUUACAGAAAUUUCUGGAAAGUUAAAAUCGCAUAUGUUUUGAAAAGCUUGUAUGGUGAAUUAGCUGAAGGCUCGGAUUUCAAAAUAUCAAUAUCACAAUUGUCAAGUUUAACAGGUAUGAUUACUUCUGAUGUUAUUGUUGGAUUAGAACAAGUACAUGGUUUGCUUAGAGAUCCAGUCACUGGAAAAUAUGGUGUUUGUAUAAACUUGGACACUAUUAACAAAGUUAUUGAUAAAUGGGAAGCCAAAGAAUAUGUCAAGUUGAAUUCGGAGGCUUUAUUGUGGAAACCAUUGAUUUUUGGACCUUCAUGUGGUAUAAAUCAGGUUGGAUCAUCUGUUGAGACUGUUACAAGGCAGAAGGAAUUUGAAAAUGAUGAAGAUGUUAAGAUACCAGAUCCAUUGAAGGACAACAUAGCAAUUUUAGCCAAUUUUUUAAAAGACGAUUUAGCUGACCCAAGAGACAUUGAACUACAAACUUUAGAAGAAGUGAAAGAGUCUACCAAAGCCAUUGAUGUUGAUUUGGAAGAUUCCAAAGAAGAGGUUAUUCCAAAAGAUCGUUAUGAACCAUGUCAUCCAGGUAUGAGUUUCAAGAAA